UCGUUACACUCGUAUCGUUCUAUCGCAAUUAACAAUGAAAUCACAAUCGGAUUAAGCGAAGGAAAAGAUAUUUCAUUAGUAAAUAUCCUUAUUAAAUAAUUGUGUUAAUAUAUUAAAUUUAGUAGACAAUCCGUUUUAAAAGAGAAUUGUAUUUAGCAAAUAUUCCCUUGUACAUACAUACGUAGCAACCGAGUCAUCAGCUUGAAAAGUAAAAGCAUUUUGUGCAAAGGGGCGGACAGCAGCGUUGACAACGAAAAGUGCAAGACAGAAAAUUUAUUGAAAAUUCUCGAAAACAGUAAAACAGUUUUUCAUUUUGCUAUUGCUAUAUUGCUUGGUAUAGAAAGUUAAAAAAGCUCUUUGGAAAAAACUUCAAUCCCUCCAUCAUAAUAACUUAUUAAUUAGUUCGAACAAAGAAAAUGAUGGUUGAAUCCGACGGAACUGCUGAUGCCACUCGUCGUCUUAACGUCAAGAAGCAAACGCUCGAUGAUGCGUAUGCGGUGCCAGCCAAUUUUUUGGAAAUCGACGUGGUCAAUCCCUUGACAACUAUGGCGGCAGGCAAAAAACGUUAUACGGACUACGAAGUACGAAUGCGGACAAAUUUGCCAGUAUUCAAAGUGAAGGAGUCUAGUGUACGCAGACGUUACAGUGAUUUCGAAUGGUUAAGAAAUGAACUGGAACGCGAUAGCAAGAUCGUGGUUCCACCUUUACCAGGUAAGGCAUGGAAACGACAAAUGCCUUUUCGCGGUGACGAAGGCAUAUUUGAUGAAAACUUCAUCGAAGAGCGACGCAAAGGAUUAGAAGCGUUCAUAAAUAAAAUCGCUGGCCAUCCAUUGGCGCAGAAUGAGCGGUGCUUACACAUGUUCUUGCAAGAAAAUGUGAUCGAUAAAAACUACGUGCCCGGCAAAAUUCGCAAUACAUAAGAAGCGAUAGAAUAAGAUCCAAAAUGUAAAUGGGGAACGUGUGCCGAAAAAAAGUGGUUGUUACUGUUACUCGAGUUCACACAUGCUGGGGAAUCAAACUGAAUGAGAAAAAAUAUACAAAAUACGAAUAUAAAUUGGAGGAUUUAACUGCUCAGAAGGGUUUAUUUUUUCAAAUUUCGUGUUUAUACAAUAUUUAAAAUAGAUUUAAUGUAUGAAUUGUUCUUUAUAGACAUUCUACUAUAUGGAUAUACAUACAUACAUACAUACAUAUAUAUUUUCGAAUUCCCGAACUAUUUUCUCAUUAAAUAUUGUGCCGAUAAAUUAUUAAAAUAACAAAAAGAAUUAAAUAUUACUCAAGGCUUAUAAAGAUUGAAUUAUGAUGAAAAUUGGAAGACGUUAAAAAGAAUUGUUUAGUAGGGUAAGGAAACGACAAAAUAUUAUGUAUUAUUAUUCGUGCAUAAAUAUCUAAUGCGACAUGUAUUGGAAAACCGUAAUUAUUUUUUGGUAUUCGAAUAUUCCGUGUUUUGAAAAAACUUAGUUGUAUGUCUUAAGUUAUAGAACGUUUGGAAAAGCAAAUGAGUAAAUAAAUUUGAUAAUUGUACUUUUCUUCUAAAUACUUA
Messenger RNA from Rhagoletis zephyria (snowberry fruit fly), 1540 nucleotides. It is a transcript of the gene Snx3, whose product is annotated as sorting nexin 3. The record is from RefSeq and is a predicted model, not a curated record. Gene Ontology annotation, cellular component: early endosome membrane; retromer complex. Gene Ontology annotation, biological process: endocytic recycling; late endosome to Golgi transport. NCBI's taxonomy places the organism in Eukaryota, Metazoa, Arthropoda, Insecta, Diptera, Tephritidae. Gene Ontology annotation, molecular function: phosphatidylinositol-3-phosphate binding.